AUGGAGCGCAGCGUGCGGGAGCUGUGGGCGGAGUCACGCGAGCUGCUGGGCCUCCACUCCCCGGACGCCGUGGCGCGCGCUGACCUGCCCCCGACCCCGCUCGCCUUCCUCCGCGACCACGUCUCCCCGGGCCGCCCGCUCCUCGUCUCCGCCGCCGCCACCCGCCACUGGCCGGCCGCCUCGCUCUGGCCCACCGAAUCCUACCUCCCCGACGCGCUCCGCUCCACCGACGUCUCCGUCCACCUCACCCCCGACGGCCGCGCCGACGCCCUCGCCGCGCACCCGCGCCGCCCCGGCGCCAGGUGCUUCGCGUCCGCGCACGUCCGCCGGGUCGACUUCCCCGCCGCCGUGCGGCUCAUCAGGGACUCCGACCCGGCCGCCGGCCUGGUGGCGUACGCGCAGCAGCAGGACGACUGCCUGCGCGGGGAGUACGCGGCGGUGGCCGGCGACGUGGACGCGCACGUGCCCUGGGCCAGCGAGGCGCUCGGCUGCCUCCCCGAGGCCGUCAACCUCUGGAUCGGCAACUCCUGCUCCGUCACCUCCUUCCAUAAGGACCACUACGACAACAUCUACGUCGUCCUCUCCGGCGAGAAGCAUUUCCUCCUCCUGCCCCCCACCGAGCACCACCGCCUCCACAUCCGCGACUACCCCGCCGCCCGCUACGUCCCGGUCGAGGAAGGGGAGGAGGUACCGAAGCUCAAGCUGGAGAUGGAAGAGCCCGAGAGGGUCGUGCCCUGGAGCAGCGUGGACCCGUACCCGGCGUCACCGGAGGAGGUGGCGGCGCAGGUCUCAGCCUGCCCUCUCUACUUCAAAGGGCCGAGGCCGAUUCGUUGCACCGUCCGUGCCGGCGAGAUGCUCCACUUGCCGAGCAUGUGGUUUCACCAUGUCAGCCAGAGCCCCGGGCCUAACGGUCUCACCAUUGCCGUCAACUACUGGUAUGACAUGCAGUUUGACAUCAAGUAUGCCUACUUUAACUUCCUGAGGUCAUUGGAGAUCAAAGAUUCUCCAUUGGAGAUCAAUCAUGAUGCUUUUGAAGGUGAGCUCGAGGAGAAGAACGAUUGA
This is a messenger RNA of Triticum turgidum subsp. durum (durum wheat), 1062 nucleotides long. The record is from the annotation of a GenBank genome assembly. NCBI's taxonomy places the organism in Eukaryota, Viridiplantae, Streptophyta, Magnoliopsida, Poales, Poaceae.